Rhineura floridana is the source of this 3250-nucleotide messenger RNA. Its product is annotated as adenylosuccinate synthetase isozyme 2-like. NCBI's taxonomy places the organism in Eukaryota, Metazoa, Chordata, Lepidosauria, Squamata, Rhineuridae. The transcript has 13 exons. The coding region runs from base 79 to 1509 and encodes 476 amino acids. Gene Ontology annotation, biological process: IMP metabolic process; 'de novo' AMP biosynthetic process. Gene Ontology annotation, molecular function: GTP binding; adenylosuccinate synthase activity. The record is from RefSeq and is a predicted model, not a curated record. Gene Ontology annotation, cellular component: cytoplasm.
UGGCGUUGAGGCCGCCCUGGGCGGCGCCAUGUUAGGGUUGGCCCCUGCCUGCUUCUUUGGCUGCCGCUUCUGCUGCACAUGGCGGGGACAGAGAGCGCGGCGACCACCGCCCCCGCAGGGGGCUUGCUGAAUGGCGGCGGCGGGGACAGGCCAGAGGAGAAGCGGCCGCGGCUCGGGGCGGCCCCAGCUUCCUCCUCGUCGUGGCCGGGCCCCGCGGGGAACCGCGUGACGGUGGUGCUGGGGGCGCAGUGGGGGGACGAGGGGAAAGGCAAGGUGGUCGACCUGCUCAGCCUCGACGCCGACCUCGUCUGCAGGUGCCAGGGUGGCAACAACGCUGGCCACACCGUGGUAGUGGACUCGGUUGAAUACAAUUUCCACCUUUUGCCCAGCGGGGUUAUCAACCACAGUGCCACAUCGUUCAUCGGGAAUGGCGUCGUCAUCCACUUACCCGGGCUCUUUGAAGAAGCUGAGAAGAAUCUUAAGAAAGGGCCAGGUUUAGAAGGCUGGGAGACUCGGACAGUGAUUUCUGAUCGUGCUCAUCUGGUGUUCAACUUCCACCAGGCUGUGGAUGGAAUCCAGGAACAGCAAAGGCAGCAGCAGGCUGGCAAGAACCUGGGCACCACCAAAAAGGGGAUUGGUCCAGCCUACGCCUCCAAGGCCUCCCGAACUGGCCUGCGCAUCUGUGACCUGCUGGCGGACUUUAACGAGUUUUCCAAGAAAUUCAAGGUCCUGGCCCAGCACUACAAAGCGACGUAUCCAGCUCUCAACAUUGACACAGAGGCUGAACUGCAGCAAUUGAAGACCUAUGCUGAGAAGAUCCGCCCAUUGGUGAAGGAUGGUGUUUAUUUCAUGUACCAAGCCCUGCAUGGCCCAUCCAAGAAGAUCCUGGUCGAAGGAGCCAACGCCGCACUGUUAGACAUAGAUUUUGGUACCUACCCGUUUGUGACAUCCUCCAAUUGCACAGUGGGAGGCGUCUGCACUGGCCUCGGCAUCCCCCCGCACUACAUUGGCAAGGUCUAUGGUGUGGUGAAAUCCUAUACUACCCGUGUUGGUGUUGGGACCUUCCCCACUGAACAGGACAAUGAGAUUGGCGAGCUGCUGCAAUCGCGGGGUCGGGAAUUUGGCGUUACCACGGGCCGGAAGCGCCGCUGCGGCUGGCUAGAUCUCGUGCUGGUGAAAUACGCCCACAUGAUCAAUGGAUUCAGCGCCCUAGCAGUGACCAAGAUGGACAUCCUGGACACCUUUGAGGAGAUCAAAGUGGGUGUGGAGUACCAGCUGAACGGGAAGCGCAUUCCUUAUUUCCCAGCCAACCAGGAGCUCCUGAACAAGGUGGCUGUGGAAUACAAGGUCCUGCCAGGUUGGAGGUGCAGCACCGAGGAGGCCCGUAGCUUUGGUGACUUGCCCUCUGAGGCCCAGGGCUACAUCCGCUUCAUAGAGGAAUAUCUGGGGGUGCCAGUCAAGUGGAUUGGAGUGGGGAAAUCCCGCAAAUCCAUCAUCAAGCUCUUCUGAGGCUGGCGGAAGGAGGAGGAGUUGGGCACUGCCCCUCGUCGCCACUGCAUGCAGUUCACGGACCAAUCAGCACACAGGAAAUACGGAGGAGGGGUUAUCCCUACCCACAGGCCAGGUCUCCUCCCCCUUCGAUUGGCUAAGAGCACUCCUCACCUCCUUCUCCUCUUUGCAAAGGCUCAUGGUCUGAUCAUGACUGACUGCCACAAUUUGAAAACGGUCCUGUCCUUUUUCAGCCUUUCCUCCAAGUUCAGCACUGCCACCGUUUGUAGCCGCAUUUGGUCAGUGAGAGGGAGAGGGGAGAGACAGAGGCUCACUGGCUCUGAGAUCCUUUCUUUUCUUUCCAGACUGGUUAAUGUCACACACUCCGCUUUCCCUUUCUGCCUCUGUCAUCACCAGUGGUGGCUGUCCCAGUAGGGCAAAUAGAGCCCUGCCCCACCAACCUCAGUCUGUCCUCAGACAGCCUCCACCUGCCUGCCUCCCUUCUUACUUAGAACAGCCAGUCCAGGCUCCUUAGUCUCAGUAUUGCCCUUGUAAAACUCAGCAGGGCAGAGAACAGGAACAAAACUAGAAAUAGUUGGCCCUGUCUUUUUAUUGGACCUGGUUCCAAUUAUUGUUUGGGCUCCCUUCGGCCCCAUCAGUUCCAAUGGGCACCAGCCCCCACUGCUCGUCACUCUUGCCCCUUGUUAGAAGCCACUGCCAUUCCUCAUCUGGCUGCCUCGGCAUGCCUGCCUCGCGUGAUGGCCAGGGAGUUUAUUUCCCUCCCCAAAAAUUCUGGGGCACACUCUCACGGCAGGAAGCAAUUUUGCCCCUUCCAGGAAUAGAACAGUUAACUUCCAUUCGUGUUGGGUGUAAAUUCCCCUUGCUGUCUUGCGCUGAAGACGAUAGCUGAGGUUGGAUGACACAAGAAACCGCAGUUGAUCUUGAUGUGAAUGAGCUGCAGCGAGCCUCAGACCUGCACCCUCUCUCCCAUCUGCUCAUCUGGCGCAGCCACAAAGAGUUUGGAAGCUUUUGCCUCUGUUUCUGAUUAGCCAGAGUUUAGCGUGACUGAACCCUAAACCGUAGCUAAUUGUUAACUACAGUCUGUUUUGUUUGGACAAAACAACAAACUGCAAUUAAUCAAAAACAGAAGCAAAAGUUUCCACAAACACCUCUUCACACCCAUGAUGGAAAGAGAGAAGGGAGUGCAUAAGCCCAAGACUCACUGCAACCGAUUUCCACAUAGCCAUUGUGUGCACCCUUCUCUUUCAUUCCCCUGAUUUUAUGGGGAAUUUUCUAGACAAUCUAGUAUUUUGCAUUUCACAUCCUGACUUCAGUGAUUGGGCAUAACUGUGCAAAUCAAGCCCUCCCUCCCCUCAGCAGGACCUGGAGGGUUGUGCUGACUGCAGAAGCCCUACCUGCAACCAUUAGAAUCUCAGGGCUCCUUUUAGGGGUUGGAGCCUUAAUUGGAACCAGAAUCCUGCUUAUUUUGUAUUCUUUUAAAACUAUGGAAGUGGAGAUUCAUGGGACCAACAGAACAGAUACCAAAGCUUUCUAGGCGCACACUUGCACAACCCCACCCCUGUCCAUCCUAAUGAACCACCCCUGCUUUUGUGUAUGCUGGGAGGGUUAGAUGGAAAGCUCUCUUUUAACCUCAGUCUCAUCCUCAAGCCCAGCGGGCUUCGCAUUUUCUGGGCAUUGUCGCGUCUGCCAAUUUUCACUGUGGACAGAAAUAGCAAUAAAGAACAACUGUUUAUUUUAUAAA